This is a messenger RNA of Prorocentrum cordatum, 1801 nucleotides long. The record is from the annotation of a GenBank genome assembly. Lineage: Eukaryota; Dinophyceae; Prorocentrales; Prorocentraceae.
CUAGCCUUUAGUGGCUCAAAGGCGCAACUUUGCCGUCAGGGUGGUUUGAGUGCAGCCAGCGGGGACUGGCGCUGCUAGUCGCUCUUUCGUCGCAGUGGGCGUCAAGAGUAGUCGCAUGGCUGUCCACAAGACCAUGUACUUUCAAGGGUUGCUCUUUUCGCAGCUGUUCGGAUGAAGGGCAACAACGCGGGCCGCGGGGGUCAUGACGCUGAGGCGUCGUGUGGCUUUCUUAGCGACUGUGGCGGCUGUCCCGCUGACGAGCUUUGUGAACGAGCUACUGUUCCGUGAUGACGUCUCCCUCAUUUGUGAGUACAGCGCUUGGUUCAUGGACAACAUCCCUACCAUCGUGCUUGCCGAGGACUGGCGAGUUGGUGCCUUCGUGGCGAGCUGCAGGGAAACGUGGGAGACCACAACAGAGCAGGCUGUGAAAGACGAGCUGCUGAGGCUGCUGCACGGGGGCGACUUUGAGGCCGUGCUGGCCUCGCCGCCGACGUGCCCGCCCGUGUGCUCAGGGGAGAUCCCGAAGGCGAAGUCCUUUGAAGAGUGCGCCGCCGGGCUCGGGAAAGCGGCGGACGCUCAGGUGAGCCAGCUGAUGCGCCGCGUGGGGGCCCACCCGCUGCACCUGGAGACCAUCCGCGCGUCCGAGGUGCAGAGAGCCAUCGGGCACGGUGCUGUGGCGAAAUUCGACGCCACUGCCGUGUUGCCAAAGCACGUGUGGAACGUCUCGAUCAACGAUCUUUACGAGAUGCACAAAGCCGCAGCCGACCGGAUCGUGCACCAUGUGGCCUUGAAGUAUGGUGACCGUCCUGUCAAGGGUUCGCUUCUGUCGUACAGUGGGGACGCAACAUGCGAGAACGAACUCAUGGACGUGCGCCGUCAAGUGCAGAAUUGGGGAAUCAGGUCCUUUAAGACUCGUUUGGCCAUGGUGUUCCUGAUCCCAUACAUUCUGCAUCGCCACUGCCACGCUAACCCGUCUUUCAAGCAAGUCGCAGAGUUGUCCCAGGGCUUCGAGAGUGCGUUCCAGUUUGCUGUCUACAACCGCACUCGGAGUUUGGAGGUGCAUCGGAGGUUCUUAAAGUUCAGGAAUAAGAACAAAGCUCUGAUCACGUCGAACGUACACACGAAGUAUUUUCCCGAAUUCAUGAGGGAGGUUGACGUGGCCGGCAAGCUUGGUCUGACGGACAGCGUCUUGGCAACUCAUCAAUACUUGUGGUUCGGAGCCUCGCACGGGGCCAUUCACCAUGAUUUCCAGGACAAUGUUCUGAUUCAGGUCACGGGAGUGGUUGAGGGGAUCGUCGUACCGCCAAACUGCUCUCAUUUUCUCUUAGACAGCCCUUACAUGCAGAAGCCCGACGUGAACUGGCUGUGGCCAGAUCUCACCGACGGUUGGCCUCACAAGGCGCCUUUCUAUUACUUCACCCUGAGAGCUGGCGAGGGCAUUGUUAUCCCUGCGACCGCUCCUCACAGGAUCAUCUCCAGAUCCAGCCACCGCAUCGGCAUGAAUUCCUUCUUCGAGCCGAAGUUCAAGCGAAUGCAGUGGGGGUCGUCCGCUCCCGCAAAUUUCUUCCAGCUCCAGCCCGACAGUGUCCUUGCCGUACGGGCGCUCUGGACAGAGACGCUGGGGCGUUUGUUUGACACGCGCAGGAUCGUGCUGGCGAUGCACACCUCGAAACUUGAGUACAUCUGACGCGUUGUGGCACUGAAUAAGGACCUCUUCUCUAUCUUCCUCAUCUUGCCCACCCUCGUCAAAGUCAUCUACGCCAACAUGCCUGCGUGUGCACGUGCUUGCCUGCAAUUCCGC